CGUCGCGCUCGACGCGCGAUGCGCCGACGCGCGCCGCGCGCGAUCCGCGACGUCAUCGCGCGUCGACGCGCGCACACGGAGGCGUGCGUGUACGCCGAGCGCGGCGCGCCGGGGGAGGUCCUGCGCGUGGCGUCGAUACCGUUGCCGGACGAACUGGGCGAGGACGACGUGCGCGUGCGCGUCCUCGCCGCGCCGGUGAACCCGUCGGACGUGAACAUGAUCGAGGGUAAGUACCCGGUCGCGCGCGAGCUGCCGGCGUGCGGAGGGAACGAGAUGGUGGGGGAGGUGACGGCGUGCGGGACGAGGGCGCUGGCGAGGGGCGCGCGAACGGGCGACAGAGUGGUGCCGAAUCGAUCGUACGCGCUGGGAACGUGGCGACGAGAGGUGGUGGCGAACGCGAACGCGUUUGAUGUGAUCGAUCGGGACGUGCCCGUGCACGAGGCGGCGAUGAUGACGGUGAAUCCGUGCACGGCGCUGCGGCUGUUGGUCGAUAACGACGCGCGAGAGGGGGAUACGAUCGUCGUGAACGCCGCGACUUCGGGGGUUGGACGGGCGUUAUUGCAGCUCGCACGCGCGAGGGGUAUUAGAACGAUAGCUAUGUGUCGGCCGAGAUCGAGCGAGACGGCGACGGAGGAGGUUUUUGAAUCGUUGCGCGCCGACGGCGCCGACGUCGUGAUACCAGACGUCGAGGGUAAAUUCCUCCGACUCGACGCGAAAACGCGCGAACUCGCGACGAGGGCGCGGUUUGGGUUUAACGCCGUGAGUGGAUAUAGCGCGCAAACCAUGCUUAGACUGCUUCAGCCGAACGCAUCGUCCGUCAUGGUUACCUACGGCGGCAUGUCCAAGCAACCGCUCGUCGUUCCCACCGGCGCCUUCAUCUUCAAAGACAUCACCCUCAAAGGCUUCUGGCUCACCCGCUGGCUCGAGCACGACGAAAACACCACUCAAGGCGCCGGUCGCCGCGACAUGCUCGCCCAAAUCUCGCGAGAGAUUCACGACGGCGCGCUCCGCACGCCCUCGUCCCGUCUCCGCGACGUCCCCCUGCGCGGUCUUCCCGAGGCCCUUCGCCUCGACGCCGCCGCCGACCUCGACCCCUCGGCCUCGAUCGGCCGUUUAAAAAUUCUCGUUCGUUGUUAACGACGCACUUUU
Ostreococcus lucimarinus CCE9901 is the source of this 1149-nucleotide messenger RNA. RefSeq lists its product with no specific name. Gene Ontology annotation, biological process: fatty acid metabolic process. Gene Ontology annotation, cellular component: mitochondrion. The coding region runs from base 19 to 1137 and encodes 372 amino acids. The transcript has a single exon. Gene Ontology annotation, molecular function: trans-2-enoyl-CoA reductase (NADPH) activity. Lineage: Eukaryota; Viridiplantae; Chlorophyta; Mamiellophyceae; Mamiellales; Bathycoccaceae. The record is from RefSeq and is a predicted model, not a curated record.